Messenger RNA from Ictalurus furcatus (blue catfish), 755 nucleotides. RefSeq names its product cytolytic toxin-beta-like. Gene Ontology annotation, molecular function: protein binding. The transcript has 2 exons. The record is from RefSeq and is a predicted model, not a curated record. Bases 102 to 605 code for a protein of 167 amino acids. Lineage: Eukaryota; Metazoa; Chordata; Actinopteri; Siluriformes; Ictaluridae.
GUCAAUAUUUCUGUUUCCAUUUUAUUUCCACAGCUGCAGUACUUCAGAAAAGCAGAGACGAUUUACUGCAGUAUUUCUGCUAUCUGAUUCUGGAUCCCAACAUGGUACAUCGUCGACUCAUUCUGUCUGAGAAGAACAGAGUGGUGAAGCGCAACAGGACAGAACAGCCAUACCCUGAUCAUCCAGAGAGAUUUGACUCCUGGACUCAGGUGUUGUGUAAGGAGAGUGUGUGUGGACGCUGUUACUGGGAGGUGGAGUGGAGCGGUGAUGUGUCCAUAUCAGUUUCCUAUAAAGGGAUCAGCAGGAAAGGAGGGGCAAAUGAGUGUUUGUUUGGGUACAACAGUCAGUCCUGGAGUCUGCAGUGUUCCCCUUCCUCUGUCGCUUUCUGGCACAACAAAAUUAAGACUGAGCUCCGAGGUCCAGCAUCCUCCAGAAUAGGAGUGUAUGUGGAUCACAGUGCAGGUACAACUCUGUCCUUCUACAGCAUCUCUGACAUGAUGAGGCUCCUCCACAGAGUCCACACCACAUUCUCUCACCCUCAUCCUCUAUACGCUGGGUUCUGUGUAGGUAAUAACUCAAUUCUGAGGUUAUGUGACUUGAAAUGAAAUGUUAGUAAAGGGUUAGUAAAAACUAAAAGAAAGGUGUCAGAUUUAAUUUCAACCUGAGCUACAAUGCCACUUUUGUGUGUACAAACUGUAACAUUAAUACUUAUUAUUAUUAUUUUCUAACUGCAUCUUUUCUAUAGAUUAAAAAAU